GUAAAUAUGUCAACGGAACAACUUAUACCAAAUGGCGGUGACUUACCUCCUCCGUGUUAUCAAGCAAAUCACAAAUAUAUCCGUCGAUAUAAAUGUGGAAAUCGUUGUAAUUCCAUCACAUUAACCAUAGCAGGUUUGAUAGUAAUACUAUUUGCCUACAAUAUCUUCUCGACUUUGAUGUUUCCAAACAUUGCUUUAAUUCGUUGGGGCAGAAUUUUUAAAAGCGACAGAACUGUUUUACUAAUUAGCAUGGAUGGAUUUCGCCAUGAUUACUUGGAAUUGGCUAAAGCUCAUCUGGGCUCUAAUUCAUUACCAAAUUUUGAUCGUCUUAUAUCAAAAGGUGUACGAGCUAUGAAAUCGAUCAAUGUUUAUCCCACAAUUACUUUACCUAAUCAUCGUACACUAAUUACGGGUUUGUAUCCAGAGAAUCAUGGAGUUGUUGGAAAUAGUCUAUUAGAUACGAAGUGGCCAAAUCAAACUUUCAGUAUAGGUGAUCAAGAAAGCUUAAAUCAUGCUCCAUGGUUAACUGAUUGGCCUGAACCUAUAUGGGUUACAUUACAAAAAGAGGGUGGUUAUGCUGGUUCAGUUUUAUGGCCUUUGACUGAUCAGUUUGUCAGCAAAGAUUUACCAUUUCAACGAGUUUCUGAAUAUGCUUUACUCAAUGACUAUGAACACCGAUAUGCAUAUGAUCAACGAAUCAGAGAUGUAUUAUGGUGGUUGGGAAAUCCGAAAUUUCAUUUAAAUCUAAUUUUAGCUUAUUUCGAUGAACCUGAUGAAACUGGUCAUUCAUAUGGUCCAAAUAGUAUACAUGUUGCGAAAGUUGUUCAAACCUUAGAUAAAAUACUUGGCCAAUUGUUAGACGAUAUUAAAAGACGUAAUCUUAUUGAUAAAGUAGAUAUUAUUCUAACUGCUGAUCAUGGUAUGUCUGAGACAUCAAAUACUCGACUUAUACCAUUGGAUAAAUAUAUUGAUAAUUCAUUGUACAAUUAUACUCAGUUAUCAACUAUGGGAUUUCUUUAUCCUGUGCCUGGGAAAUUUGAAGAAGUGUACCAACGCUUAAAAAAUGCGCAUCCACAUUUAGAUGUAUAUCGAAAAGAUGAAGUCCCUGCGUAUUUGAAUUUCAAUACCACUAACUCUCGUAUGCCUCCAUUGGUACUUAUUGCUAAACCACGGUGGAAAAUUGUAAAGAACACUUCACAUCCUUACGCCAAUGUCUCUGGUGAUCAUGGUUAUGCAACAGACUUCUCUGAAAUGUAUCCUUUCUUUAUCGCAAGUGGUCCUUCUUUCAGGAUUGGUGAAAGCAUUCCUACUGUCUAUGCUGUAGACGUCUAUCCAUUAAUGUGUGCACUACUAAAUAUUCAACCGAAUCCACACAAUGGGAGCCUGGAACGUAUCUCAAGCAUACUCAAACCUGAUGUCGCUAAUCGCCUUUUGAAUUUUAAUCGUGUGGAAUCGUCUGUCUUUGAUUCGCAAAUAGAUUUAAUGCAUAUAACGUUAGCAGUCUCAUGUGUGUUCACAUUCGCAUUCCUAUGUGUGCUAAUUUUAAAUGCAAAGCUUUAAUAAAUUUAAUGUCAUUCGUUCUC
This is a messenger RNA of Schistosoma turkestanicum, 1583 nucleotides long. Lineage: Eukaryota; Metazoa; Platyhelminthes; Trematoda; Strigeidida; Schistosomatidae. The record is from the annotation of a GenBank genome assembly.